CGUGGUAGGCUCGUGGUCAGCUGUACUGAUUAGAUGUGGAUUUGACACGGAGGACUCACUGCGGAGAGGACAGCGGCUUCGCUACUGGACAACUAAUAUCAUUUUCCCAUUUGACAGAAACUGUAAAACACAGUUGCCGAGUAGGUUUAUUUUAACUCAGACAUACUAAAGAGGCUGCUGGGAUGGAUCCAAACAAGCCUUCGGGACUCUCUGGUCCAACGGGCAUGGCUUGGCUGCAGCAGCUGGGACGGGGGAGAGGACUCCAGGCUCCAGAGCUGGCUAGAGGACGUAGCAGAGGGCUGCAGCUCCCCACAGAAGGGCCUGGUGUUGGACGAGCCAGAGGUUUCACUGUCCCUGGUGAUACAGCAGUAGCGCAAAUUGGGCGAGGAACAGCUCUCCCCACGAGUGGACCCACGACUGGAUUUGCCAGAGGGCUACCUUUGCCACUUGAUGAUGGAGGACUGGGCCGAGCCAGAGGAGUUCUGCCUCGUUUGGAACUGCAGCAUGGACGUGCACAACCGUGCGAAACUGUGACACAAGUCCCGACUGAAGAGACGCCGCCAUUGAAGUCAAAAAAGGAAGUUGCAACUGAACAUGUUGGCAUGCCUACCCAUGGUCAAGGCUCAACUCUGGUGUCAAUGUUUAGAGGUAUGGGCAUCGAGCCCUUCAAAACCUCAGGGGGACAAGGAGCACCACCAGUGGGCAGGGGAGCUGCUGGAGACUUUGGAGGAGAGUUGAAGCAGCAGUUUGCCCCAGUCGGUAUUGUCAGUGGCCCAGGGGGUGUGAGCCAGCCUGAGGAGGUGAUGGGCAGAGGCAGCAGCUUCCCUGGUCGUGGCUUGACUCCUCAUACGAUGGUGGGGAUUGGAAGAGCAGUGAUGCCUCUGCUGAGAGCUGGAAGAGGCCCGCCUUUAUCUCCCGCUUUACCUCCAGGUCCGCUUCAGUCUUUGACUCCAGCCUCCGACCCACCAGCACCUCUCCAGCCUCAGAGCUCCUGCAUAGGACCCAUGUCCCCGUCACCCUUGACUAAAGAGGUCGCUGAGGUUUCGCAUGGUGCACCGUCGAUGGCAGAGUUGAAAAUGGAGGCAGCCCCUGAACCACUUAACAAGGCUGGUACAAAAGGAACUCCUGUAACUAUUGGCUCAAACUCAGUUACCAUUCACUGCAAGAAUGAAGCUGUUUAUCAGUACCAUGUUACAUUCUCCCCAAAUGUUGAGUCAUCCGCAAUGCGUUUUGGAAUGAUGAAAGAUCACCGUUCAACCACAGGGGAAGUAGUGGCUUUUGACGGAUCAAUACUUUACCUGCCUGUCAAGCUGGACAAUGUGGUGGUUCUCAAGAGUGUCAGACGGACUGACAGUGAGGAAAUAGAAAUCAAAAUCCAAAUGACAAAGAUUCUGCCACCUAGCUCAGAUCUUUGCAUCCCCUUCUACAAUGUGGUGCUUAGGAGGGUAAUGAAGAUUUUGGGACUGAAGCUUGUGGGACGUAAUCAUUACGAUCCAGAAAGCGCAGUCAUUCUUGGGAAACACCGGCUGCAGGUGUGGCCAGGCUAUUCAACCUGUAUCAAGCACACAGAUGGAGGGUUGUACUUAAAUGUUGAUGUGUCCCACAAAGUUCUGCGGAAUGACUCGGUGCUGGAUGUCAUGAAAGUGAUGUACCAGCAGAGCAGUGAGAACUUCCAAGACGCAUGCACCAAAGAGCUGAUUGGCAGCAUCAUCAUCACGCGCUACAAUAACCGCACCUACCGCAUCGAUGACAUUGAGUGGAAUAAGUCGCCCAAAGACACCUUCACUUUACAUGAUGGUUCACAGACCACUUUUUUGGACUACUACAGCAAAAAUUACGGGAUUACAAUCCAUGAAAUGGACCAGCCUCUGCUCAUCCAUCGGCCGAAGGAGAGAUCCAAACCUGGAGGAAAGCAAAUCAUUACAGGAGAGAUUCUCCUUGUGCCAGAGCUCUCCUUCAUGACAGGCAUCCCUGAGAAAAUGAGGAAGGACUUCAAAGCAAUGAAGGAUCUGACCAUGCACAUCAACGUAGGCAGUGAGCAGCACACCCACUCCAUAAUGCAGCUUGUGAAGAAUAUCAACACCAACCCCAAGACCCUGCAGGAACUCAGUGGAUGGGGACUAGAAAUCAGCACUGACAUCCUUACGAUUAAAGGCAGAACUCUGCCCCUGGAGACAAUCUGUCUCCAGACCUCAUCCUUUGUCACCGGUAGUGAUGUGUCCUGGUCCAAGGAGGUCGUCAGAGAUGCUUCAAUCAGUUGUAUUCCCUUGAAUGUCUGGGCCAUCUUCUUCCCACGCCGCUGUGCAGAGCAGGCUGAUGAGCUAGUUUCCAUUUUUCAGAAGGUCGCUGGGCCUAUUGGGCAGCGACUAGAGCGGCCCAUUCGUGUGGAGCUUAGGGAUGAUCGCACUGAGACCUAUGUCAAGAGUAUCCACUCUCAGCUGAACAGCGAUGCCAACAUACAGCUGGUAGUGUGCAUCAUGGUUGGCAACAGAGAUGACCUCUACAUUGCCAUCAAGAAGGAAUGCUGUAUUAAAAGCCCCAUACCAUCCCAGGCCAUCAAUGUCCGGACAAUUUCCCAGCCACAGAAAUUGAGGAGUGUUGCCCAAAAAAUCCUCUUGCAGAUGAACAGUAAACUAGGGGGAGAGCUGUGGACUGUCAGUGUCCCUCUGAAACACCUAAUGGUGGUGGGGGUUGAUGUGUACCAUGACACCAGCAAGAAGUAUCGAUCAGUCAUGGGCUUUGUUGCAAGUGUCAACAGCUCGCUGACCCGGUGGUACUCCAGAGUCACUUUCCAGACACCUACUGAGGAGCUCAUCAAUGGCUUCCAAGUCUGCCUGGUGGCAGCCCUGCAGAAAUACUAUGAGGUAAACCACAACUUACCCGAGAAGAUUGUGGUGUACCGGGAUGGUGUGUCUGAUGGCCAGCUGAAGAUGAUAGAGCUCUAUGAGAUCCCACAGCUGCUCAAAUGCUUUCAGACCUUCCCCAGUUAUGAGCCCAAGCUGGUCUUCAUUGUGGUGCAGAAGCGCAUCAGUACCACUCUCUACUCUUGGGCUGCGGACCGCUUUGGCACCCCUCCACCAGGGACUGUCCUGGAUCACACCCUCACUCACAAAGACUGGGUGGAUUUCUACCUGAUGGCACAUCACAUUCGCCAGGGCUGUGGACUUCCUACACACUACAUCUCGGUGUACAAUUCCACAAACCUCUCACCAGACCAUUUGCAGAGGCUGACCUUCAAAAUGUGCCAUUUGUACUGGAACUGGCCUGGCACCAUUCGUGUUCCAGCACCAUGCAAGUAUGCCCAUAAAGUGGCCUUCUUGUGUGGCCAAUACCUGCACUCAGAACCAGCUAUCCAGCUCUCAGACAAGCUCUACUUCCUAUGAGCUGCACCAGUAAGAGCCCCAAGCAAACUGCCCACACACGUGGAUUACAGCAAAUCCAGGCUUGGCAAUGGCAUGACAAAGGCAUGCAAGGAAACAAAUUAGUGAUGACUAAUGACUAGCAGUUAUUGGCAUUUAGAAGAUUUCUAAGUACAGCUCAACAGUAAGGCCUGAUUGAAUUGUAUUAUAUUACUGCAUUGCAGCAACAAUUUCAAAUCUUGGUGAAAGUAAAGGAAACAGUUAAGUUUAAAGGACUGUGGAAGGUCCAUGCUUUAUAGAUGCUGACUUUUGAGUUUUAAACUUUAUUUUCCAGUUGUUUAUACAUUUGUUCCACAUUGUUCAUGUUGUUACAAAUAAAUGUUAUUGAUGUUA
Myripristis murdjan (pinecone soldierfish) is the source of this 3752-nucleotide messenger RNA. RefSeq names its product piwi-like RNA-mediated gene silencing 2 (gene piwil2). NCBI's taxonomy places the organism in Eukaryota, Metazoa, Chordata, Actinopteri, Holocentriformes, Holocentridae. The transcript is spliced from 24 exons. Gene Ontology annotation, molecular function: RNA binding; protein binding. The coding region runs from base 183 to 3383 and encodes 1066 amino acids. The record is from RefSeq and is a predicted model, not a curated record.